This is a messenger RNA of Urocitellus parryii (Arctic ground squirrel), 996 nucleotides long. It is a transcript of the gene Muc15, whose product is annotated as mucin 15, cell surface associated. NCBI's taxonomy places the organism in Eukaryota, Metazoa, Chordata, Mammalia, Rodentia, Sciuridae. The record is from RefSeq and is a predicted model, not a curated record.
AUGUUGACCUUAGCCAAAAUUAUGUUGAUUUCAAUUUUGUUUAUUUUACUGCCACUUGGGAGCUAUGAGGAACAAAAUACAGGAAAAAACAUAUCACAACGCAUUCCAGAAAGACUGAAAAUGAUGGAAAAUAAGUCUAUGUCUUUGCUAAGUGAAGUAAAUGCAAAUUCAGAUAAUGUAAAUAGAAAUGCCUCCAAUUCCAAGGCAAGUUAUUCCACUCUUUUGGAUCCAACCAAAACCUAUGGAAAGAUAGAUUCCAGUGGUAAUGUUUCAACAGACAACUUUUCUCAAGAUCCAAGACCCAUAUCCGCAUUUUCAACAAUGCCACCCUUGAUUCGUGGCUCUGUUUCUAAAUUGAAUUCAUCUAUAACUAAUGAAAAUCUUUUGCCAGUCUCAGCUCGUCCCAGUUUUACACAUGCUGUAUCAUCAGAAAACACGAGUUGGUCUUUGGGCAAUGACACCAUGAACACCCCUGACAACAGUUCCUCUACAGUUAGCAUCCUCCCUCCAGCAUCAACUACCAGAUCUGUGACCCCCAUGGUAAUGGGACCGACUGGAUGGCUUACUACAACCAGUGAAAGCUUUGCUGCUUUCACACCCUACCAAGAAAACAUAACUCCACAGCCCACCUUAAAAUUCACCAAUAAUUCAAAACUUUUUUCAAAUACGUCAGAUCCUCAAAAAGAAAAUAAAAAUACAGGAGUAGUAUUUGGGGCCAUUUUAGGGGCGAUUCUUGGUGCUUCACUGCUUAGUCUUGUUGGCUACUUGUUGUGUGGAAAAAGGAAAAUGGAUUCAUUUUCCCAUCGGCGACUUUAUGAUGACAGAAAUGAACCAGUUCUGCGAUUAGACAAUGCAACAGAACCUUAUGAUGUGAGUUUUGGAAAUUCUAGUUACUAUAAUCCAACUGUGAAUGAUUCAUCUGUGCCAGAAAGUCGAGAAAAUGCACGUGAUGGCAUUCCCAUGGAUGACAUUCCUCCACUCCGUACCUCAGUAUGA